Megalobrama amblycephala (Wuchang bream) is the source of this 874-nucleotide messenger RNA. RefSeq names its product RPA interacting protein (gene rpain). Gene Ontology annotation, biological process: protein import into nucleus. The record is from RefSeq and is a predicted model, not a curated record. Gene Ontology annotation, cellular component: PML body; nucleus. Lineage: Eukaryota; Metazoa; Chordata; Actinopteri; Cypriniformes; Xenocyprididae.
UGUGUGACGUCAGCGGAAGGUUAAAAGCCGCUGAUUGGCGACCAUCCGCUUGGUUUGUUUGUGUAUUUUCUGUCUUUGAGUUCUGCUGAAAGUGUUUUGAGUUCAGUCGACCCAUGGACGCGGUACAGAGACACAGAUCCAUGUACAAAGGCACGACUCCACCAUGGAAAGAAACGUACAGGAAGCGCUGUGUGGAGCGGCUGAAGAACAGUCGGUCGCGGUUACUGGAGAAGUUCAGACAGAUGGGAGACGAUUCGGGUGGAUCCAAACGCUCGCUGCUCGUUCAGGAGGUGAUGGAGGAGUGGAGCGCCUUACAGUCGUCCAAUCACGGUCUCCCAUCGCUGUGGAAUGGGAAUGGCAUCAGAGAUGUUUACACUGCGCAGCAAGAGUUUGAUGAACUUUCAGCGUUUGAGGAAAUUCAGCAGGAGCUCAUAGCGCAAGAGCUCUCGAUUCUAGAGGAAUAUAACAGCAGCGUGCGCUAUGAAGAACAGUAUUUAAAUUCAGUGUUGGAGGGAAUGGAGCAGGGUGGACAGAUCAUAUGCCCUAUAUGUCACGCGAAUAAUCUGACAGUGAACAGCCAUUUUACAUCAUGUCCAUGUGGCCUUUACGUCAACACGAUUGGUAGGAACGUUACAUCAGAGGUUUUACAGAAUCUUCUAGAAAGACGCGUGACGGAGCACAUGGAGGAUUGUCUUCACAACCCCGCCUUCUCUAUGGCCUUUAACACUGACGGAUCCCCAAACCUCAUGAUCAGCUGCAAGGUGUGUGACUAUCUGUCUGUCGUCCUGUGAGCGGUUCAUCCACAGCCUGAUGGAUGUUUUUAAAUGUUGUGAAUAUUUUAUUUCUGUGAAAUAAAGCAUUAUUUUUUAACUUA